Messenger RNA from Rattus norvegicus (Norway rat), 3522 nucleotides. RefSeq names its product lin-28 RNA binding posttranscriptional regulator A (gene Lin28a). NCBI's taxonomy places the organism in Eukaryota, Metazoa, Chordata, Mammalia, Rodentia, Muridae. Gene Ontology annotation, cellular component: P-body; cytoplasmic stress granule; nucleolus. Gene Ontology annotation, molecular function: zinc ion binding; nucleic acid binding. Gene Ontology annotation, biological process: regulation of miRNA-mediated gene silencing; miRNA catabolic process; post-transcriptional regulation of gene expression. The record is from RefSeq and is marked provisional.
CCUUUGCCUCCGGACUUCUCUGGGGCCAGCAGCCGCCCGACCUGGGGCCCGGGGCCACGGGCUCAGCCGACGACCAUGGGCUCGGUGUCCAACCAGCAGUUUGCAGGUGGCUGCGCCAAGGCAGCGGAGAAGGCGCCAGAAGAGGCGCCGGCUGACGCGGCCCGAGCGGCAGACGAGCCGCAGCUGCUGCACGGGGCCGGCAUCUGUAAGUGGUUCAACGUGCGCAUGGGGUUCGGCUUCCUGUCUAUGACCGCCCGUGCCGGGGUCGCGCUCGACCCCCCGGUGGACGUCUUUGUGCACCAGAGCAAGCUGCACAUGGAAGGUUUCCGAAGCCUCAAGGAGGGUGAGGCAGUGGAGUUCACCUUUAAGAAGUCUGCCAAGGGUCUAGAGUCCAUCCGCGUCACUGGCCCUGGUGGCGUGUUCUGUAUUGGGAGUGAGCGACGGCCAAAGGGGAAGAGCAUGCAGAAACGAAGAUCCAAAGGAGACAGGUGCUACAACUGUGGUGGGCUAGACCACCAUGCCAAGGAAUGCAAGCUGCCACCCCAGCCCAAGAAGUGCCACUUUUGCCAAAGCAUCAGCCAUAUGGUGGCCUCAUGUCCACUGAAGGCCCAGCAGGGCCCCAGUUCUCAGGGAAAACCUGUCUACUUCCGGGAGGAGGAAGAAGAGAUCCACAGCCCUACCCUGCUCCCAGAAGCCCAGAAUUGAGGCCCAGGAGUAGGGGUUAUUCUUUGGCUAAUGGGGAGUUUCAGGGAGGAGGCAUCAAUCCGCAGAGUGGAGAAAGUGGGAAUCGGGUGGGUUGCGUGGGUAGCUUGCACUGUCAUAUGACAUCUCAGGCCGGGGUUCCCAGUGUCACCCUGUCUUUCCUUGGAGGGAAGGAAAGGGUGAGGCAAAGGAACUCCUACCACGCUCCAUCUAGAAGCAAGUGAAAGCUUUUGUGGGGAACCACCCUAGAAUCUGCAUGCUUUAUCUGAGGCUCUAAUGGGCUCUGCUGAGUGGCUGUUACAGGGGAGAAGCCCUUCUGUAGAAGGCUGUGUGACAGUUCCCUUGCUAGACAGGAUGUGAAACAAGUGUCAAACCAAGAUUAAUGAACCUAACCCUCCAGCUUCUAUGUUCUGUAGAAGAGACUCUCAGGUUAUUUCCACAGGGCGCUUCCUCAUAACCCAGUCCUGCCAUGCUGUGCUGGGAAGAGUCCCUAGCAACGGGUUGUGAUCACAGGCAAAGAGGGUGGUUGGGGGGACAACUGCAGACCUGCUGCUCCCACCUCACUCCCAGCCCUUUCUGGGCCAAUGGGAUUUUAAUUUAUUUGCUCCCUUGGGUAACUGCACCUUGGGUCCCACUUUCUCCAGGAUGCCAACUGCACUAUCUAUGUGCGAAUGACGUAUCUUGUGCGUUUUUUUUUCCUUAAUAUAAAUAUUGGGUUUGUAUUUUUGUAUAUUUUAAUCUUAAGGCCCUCAUUCCUGCACUGUGUUCUCAGGUACAUGAGCAAUCUCAGGGAUAAGUCCGUAGCAGCUCCAGGUCUGCACAGCAGGAAUACUUAACUUUGUUUUGAUCACCAUGGAGACCAACCAUUUGGAGUGCACAGCCUGUUGAACUACCUCAUUUUUGCCGAUUACAGCUGCCUUUUCUGCCAUAGCGUCCUUGAAAAAUGUCUCACAGGUUUUGAUUGAGCUGCCCCGAGACUUGAUCUGGUUUUGGCAAAACAUAGGAAAUCAGUCUAAACCGGAAAGGGUGGUACAGAGACAUUAAAAAGCCGGGCCAGGGAUUGGGGAUUUAGCUCAGUGGUAGAGCGCUUGCCUAGGAAGCGCAAGGCCCUGGGUUAGGUCCCCAGCUCUGGAAAAAAAAGAACCAAAAAAAAAAAAAAAAAAAAAAAAAAAGCUGGGCCAGUGAAAGGCGCAAGAGUAACUUUCCAUACCAAAUUCAUCCUUUUGCCAGAUUAAUCUAAGCCUGCCAUGCACAGCAGGGUGUGUUUGUGUGUGUGUAUGUUGAUUUUUUUUCAAUGCAAAUUUAUGAGGAAGAGGUGUUUUUUUAUUGUUUGAUUGCUUUUUUUAUACUGGGGAUUGAACCAUGGGCUUCAUUUAUGCUAGGAAGUACCCUGCCACUGAGUUAUCCUGGUAAGGAUGCAAUUUAAGACCAAUAUCUUAUUCCCACAUUGUGCUGUCCAGGUAUGGGAACAUGAGGCAAGGACUCAAAUCCUUAGCCUUUCACAAUCUUGGCUUCCAGAGAGACUCAACGAGUGUGGGCCUCUGUGGCAAGUGUCCUGCCCUGCUGUAGUGUGAUGGUUGAUAGCUAACGAGGGGGGGGGGGUAAAGUUUCGUUUACGUACUUAGAGAUCACCACAAACCUACCUCACUGUGUUGAAACGGGACAAAUGCAAUAGAACACAUUGGGAGGUGUGUGUGUGUCUGAUCCUGGUUUCUUGUUUCCCCCAAAUGCUGCCCCCACCCCUAGUUAAUUGUAUUCGUCUGGCCUUUGUAGGACUUUACUGUCUGAGUUGGUGACUGCUAGGUGGUCUAGUUGUGUAAAUAUAAAUGUGUUGGUCUUCAUGUUCUUUUGGGGUUUUAUUGUUUACAAAACUUUUGUCGUAUUGAGAGAAAAAUAGGCAAAGCAUCUUUGACAGAAAGUUCUGCACCAGACUACACCAUCUGAAACCGAAAUGUGGGGUCCUCUUCCCAAAGUGAGCAUCUGGGAACCAAUGGCUUUCCCUCCUGUGAUCCUUCUGUCUCCCACUCUGGACCACAAUGACCUUACAACCAGCCCCUCUUCUCCCUCAUAAGAAAACUCAGGCUCAGUUACUUCUUUGAGCUUCUCUACAGCUUUUGAAAGACCUAUGUAAAAGUUCUGAAGAAGCCAUGAACUUCAUACUCUCUCCCCCUUGUUCCCUAACUCAGUGAGGAGUUUUGGUUGGUGCUUUUGAGACCGGGUCUCAGGUUCCUGGCUAUCCUCCGGCCUCAGACUCCUCUGUGCAGGGACUGCAGGUGAGCCCCUUCUCCCUGGCAAGACCAUUUCAUGGUGUGAUUUACCUUUGGACAGAUCCAACCAACGUAAUCUGUCACCCUUAGGUAGAGAGAAGCAGUUGUGGGGCCUUCCAUGUAGAAGGUGGAAUUCAAAGUUCAGGAAGGGACUAUGAAUGUACGUAAAGUUGAGACACUCAGGAACUUAAUGCCGGUGCAAGAAACUUAUGUCAAAGUGGCCACAAGAUUGUUACUAGGAGACGGACGAAUGUAUCUCCAUGUUUACUGCUAGAAACCAAAGCUUUGUGAGAAAUCUUGAAUUUAUGGGGAGGGUGGGAAAGUGUGUACUUGCCUGUCCUUUCCCUGAUAUCUUUCCUGAACUGCAGGAGACUAAGCCCCCUGGGGCUUUGGUGACCCCACCCCUGGGGUGUUUUAUUUCAUGGUUGAGUUUUGCUGUCCCCGGGUACUUAUAUUCCUAUCGUAUAAUCAUUUUGUAACACAUGCUGACUUUACCUUCCCUUCUCUUCCCUGGGAAAAAUAAAGACUUAUUGGUACUCCAAAAUUGGUACUG